Molecule: messenger RNA, 756 nt
Organism: Bursaphelenchus xylophilus (pine wood nematode)
Lineage: Eukaryota; Metazoa; Nematoda; Chromadorea; Rhabditida; Aphelenchoididae
Source: the annotation of a GenBank genome assembly
AUGAGUUUGUUGGACGUUGAAGACAGUUAUAACAGUGAUGAAGACGAGGAUUAUGUGGAGCCAGCUGAUGCCCCGCAAAAUGUAAAUGCAGAUCUCAUUGCCAAGGCCGAAGAAAAGGAGAAGAAAGUGGAGGAUAAGCCAACCAAGUACGUUCUGUUCUUGCCAGUUGUUUUGACUUUUAGGCGAAACUUUAUGAUUUAUAUUGUAUUAGACGUCUAAGGUCGGAUGUGUAAGAUAAUGUACGAAAAGCUAUUUGAAAUAAAGGAAUUUGAUGGCUAAAAGAUAAUCAUGACUAUUUCAGAGAUGCGGAUGAGCUGUGGGCCGAUUUUUUAAAGGAUGAUGACGCUUCCACUAGCGAAACAAAGGAAGAGAAGCCAAAAGAGGAAGAAAAAGUGGUAAAGGUCUAUGAUUUUGCUGGAGAACGGGUAGAGUAAGUUAAUUUUUUUGUUUCUACCUUCUGUCUUUAGAGUUGAGACCAAAAUAAAGCCGGGAUCUAAUCCAUUCAAACGUGCGGCACCCAAAUCUGGCUUGGAUUCGGUUCUGUCCGCAUUGAAGAAACCGAAGAAAAUGACAGUAUUGGACAAAUCCAAACAUGAUUGGGGAAAGUUUGUAGAGGAAGAAAACAUUGAGGCCGAGUUGGAGAAGCACAAGAAGAGUAAGGACAGCUUCUUGGACAAACAAAAGUUCAUUUCGUCGGUGGAUCAGAGCAAAUUUGAGAGGGAACGACAGCAAAGGGAGCAAACCCGACAGAGAUAA